UUUAUUGAACAUUAGUAUUUACUGUGAACUUGUUGUUAUGGUUCUUCAUUAGAACAGCUUCCAUGUGGUCGGUAAGUUACGGUGAACCUCCUUUAACCCCUCAGUUGCCAGAGAGGACUGCUCUGUUAAGCGUGGGUGGUUUGCCAACGGUGGAGUUGUGUUUUAAGCCAGUUCAGCCAAAGGUUGCAGUGCACAGAGCUGCUGUAAAUAACGCCAUCUGAUUAUUGUUUUUCUAGGCUGCUCUGUGACUCACUGUGUGCUGGGAAAUAACUCUCAGGCUUUACAGGGGAUUGGCAAAUACCUUGUCACCACCUGCACAAAGCCAGCACUGUUGCCUGGUGUAGUUUGGAUGUUAUCAAGUUAUCCGUGAGCGAGUACUGCUGCAGAGUUCCAGUCACCCAAGGCUUGUUGGAUGGUUUGCUGGCCUCUAGCUUUCUCUCUUGAGGGGUUUCUAUAUCUGAGAUUUUAUUGUGGGGAUUCCGAAUCUCUAGACAGUUGUAUCCAGAAGACGCUCUCCUCCUUGUACCCGCCGUUCGAGCUGACCGCUGCCACAGUGUUGUGCCAAGUCCUGGAUGUGGUGGAAAAGACGUACCGUGGGGACGGUCUCAGUUAUCUCAUCGAUUUCCUGAUCCCUGCCAAACGCAUCCUGCAGGGGUUACAGCAAGAGGCCUGUCUGCAGUAUUGCGGGUUGCUGUUUCGGCACGCCGGCUGGCCGCUCUGCAUUCAGGACAAGAUUGUAUUGCAACUGGCAUCAAUAGACUGGAGGCUCCUCCAGCCGGGGGACUUUUACCUGCAAGUUGUGCCUUAUCUCAGGAAGACUCCACGUGUUGUUCUGAAAUGCCUUGCUCAUGAUCAGCAUAACGUCGAGGAGCUGGUUCUCCCAGACGUGUCUUACAGCUCCAUCUUCACCUUGGAAUGGCUGGAGUUCAUCAAUUCUGGCAGAAUGGGGACGUCUCUGGAAAACUGCCUCUUGACGUCUGACGAGCAACUUUUCAGGGUGCCAUGGGAUAGCAUUGUGCACCCAGAGUUUAUUGAAAAGACAACUACAAUCUCUGACACCUGCCCUGCAGCCCACGAAGAGGCACCUCUGCUACGUGGGGAGAACUUGACCAUCCAUCAUAAGGAAGAUGAGGCGAACCACAUUACCAUGGACCCCAGUUUGGAUAUAAAACUAGAGAACUCAAAUAGUGAUAUUGAAGGAGAAUAUGUAGAAUUGGCGGAUGUCUCUGUGCCCCGUUUAGGACCACAGCUGGGCUCUCUUACCCAGUCUAUUGCCUUAAAUUUCAAAAACAAACACAAAGCGCUCAACCAAAGGACACAGAGUGGAGAUGGCAGUUCACACAACAAAAAAAUGGUUUGCCCAUCUCUGGCUCAAACACAUUGCCCUCUACUACCUGCAAAAAGGGCACCUUUUAUGGGCACACACCUGAUCCAUCGGAACAUGGAUACUAAAGAAAAUAUAGUGGAAUAUAACCGUCUAUUCAGGCAAACACUGAAAGAAGAAUGUAAGGAAGAAGAGCCCACGUUUCAGGAGCCUGCAGACAUAUCUUAUGGCCCAUCAAACCAUUUCCACCACACACUUAUUGACAAAAACAAACUCCAGAGUAAAAGUGAUCACAGGGAAACUGGCGUCAACACACAGAACUGUGAACAGACAAGUUCAACGAAAGAUCAUUUUAACACGUCAUUGUCUCUACAGGAAUGUAAAAGGCACUCUAUAGACUGCAGUAAGAAGUCCUUGCAGGAUCCUGCCACGGAGCGGUCACCGACACCACAAAGUGUGAUAACCGAGCAAUCUCACCACAUGCUCUCCCAUAGCCAUGUCUGUCGGACUAGUAUUGACCAAACUGUAUCCUUGGUGAGAAGUUCGGUAGCUGAUGAGAAUGGUCUGGCAGAAAACUUUCAGAAAAAUGUUUCAUCUCUCACAGAUUCAAACGACUCUGACCAUAAAGGGGAAAAUGAAGCCUCCAAAGUCUGCUGUGUUCUAGAAAAGUCUGGGCUUGUGGCUGCAGAGGGAGGACAUUAUCCACGGAACACUAUUGCUUACAGUGUGUAUGCGCAGACUGAUGAAAGGGUUAAUGGGGAAUCAGAGGGUAUCCUGGGUGAAGGUAAUUUAUCUGUAGAGACAGGAGUUUACAUUAACUCAGGCCCAUGUAUAUCUUCUACUGAGGAUCAUUACGCCAUUAGUGAUUGUGUCCCAGUUUGCCCACAGUCUGACACCAGCGGCACGUUAUCCGAGACAGAAGCAGCGCAGCAGCCAUUAGAAACACUGCUCGUAUCGACAGACGAAGAUCAACCCAAUAACGGACCCACGGACACUGGGAGACUUGCUAAAGGCAAUAAUGAACCCACCGACACUGGGAGACUUGCUGAAGCCAAUAAUGAACCCACCGACACUGGGAGACUUGCUGAAGCCAAUAAUGACCCCACCGACACUGGGAGACUUGCUGAAGCCAAUAACGGAGCCACAGACACUGGGAGAAAUGCUGAAGCCAAUAACGGAACCACAGACACUGGGAGAAAUGCUGAAGCCAAUAACGGACUCACAGACACUGGGAGACACGCUGAAGCCAAUAACAGAACCACGGACACUGGGAGACAUGCUAAAGCCAAUAAUGAACCCACCGACACUGGGAGACUUGCUGAAGCCAAUAACGGAACCACAGACACUGGGAGACACGCUGAAGCCAAUAACGGACUCACAGACACUGGGAGACACGCUGAAGCCAAUAACGGACUCACAGACACUGGGAGACACGCUGAAGCCAAUAACGGACUCACAGACACUGGGAGACACGCUGAAGCCAAUAACGGACUCACAGACACUGGGAGACACGCUGAAGCCAAUAACGGACUCACAGACACUGGGAGACCUGUUGAAGCCAAAAACGAAACCACUGACACUGGGAGACAUGCUGAAGCCAAUAGCAGAAGCACAGACACUGGGAGAGCUGCUGAAGUCAUCUCUGUAACAGAAAAGGUGGAUUUGCAGCAAAAGUCGACAGAGGACACUGCUGUGUGCGUUUCUUUGCUGUCCUGGUGGCAGAGCCCUGUGUCCUCCCCCGUGAUCAGAAACCCCUGCCAGACCCCACUGACCCUGGGGAACGAUGUAAACCUGGAGAUUCUAAUGAGCGGGCUCUUGUACUUCCCCGGAACGCGGGACCGAAGCGGGCGAGCUGUAGUGAUCAUUAACACAAGAAACACAGGCUGGCUGAAUCCGCAUUGUAAUGCUUCUGAACUGGGGCGCCUCUUGCUAUACUUCCACAAGAUCCCACGGAGAGAUUGCCAAACCCUGGGGCUCACACUAUUAGUGGAUGCACGGCGCUGCUCCCCGGUACCUGCACUGUUUAAAGCCUUUCAUCUGGUCCAGGCAGCAGUCCCUAAUUGUAUCCAUGGAAUUCUCCUCCUGGUAGAGAAAGAACUUACCUUGUCGGCAGAGAAACCUCAUGGCGUACAGUUCGAUCUUUUAACAUCAACCAAAUCCUUGCACAAGCAUAUAGACGCCUCACAGCUCCCACCUGAGUUCGAUGGGUCAUUUCCAUACUGUCACAGGGACUGGCUGGCAUUUCGAAUGAAAUUAGAGCACCUGCAGGAGGCGUGCCGCGAUGCUUGCAUUUUUCUACAGAAUGCAAUCAGGAACCUGCAUGUUGGCGCACUGCCGGACAAGGCUACGGAAGCCAAUCAAAUGCUGCAGAGAUUUGGGCAUUUGAUGAGGACGGUGCUAGAGGACACCCGAUUGGUGAAGCUGCAGACAGAGGGCGGAGCUAUCCUUGCCAGACUGAGGAAGGAGGAAUCGUGUGUGACUCUCACAGAUGAUUACAGGGAUGCUGUAGAAUCUGCUACGGAUCUCUAUAACAAAGUGGAUGAAGGGGUGCACAGCUUGGUGAAGUUGUCAAACAAGCGCAUACAGGACAUGGAGAUGGUCAUAGAGUUUGAGGCAUUUGAGGAACGGUUUCAAGAGAUCAGCGGCUGGAUCGAGACAGUGGGCAUGCGUUUGCUGGGAGAAUGCAGCGAUACACAGGAUUCUCUGGAAGUCGUCCUUCAAGCACAGAGACACUUCAGGGAGUUUGAGAGUGUGGCCUGUGAGUACUGCCGACGUGGCCGGGAGAUUCUGCAGCCGAUGGAGCGAUGGGAGAAUGUGCUAUUGUCUUUGGAGGUUAAGAAGUACCUGCUAAAGUUACAGAAAUGUAAGGAGAAGGUGGGGGAAUUCUCUGCACGGCUGGAAGAAUCCCGCCAACGCCUGGAGAGGACCGUCCGGCUCUAUCAGUUCUUUGACAAGGCAUACGAGUGGGCUCUGGAUGGAAUGCGGCAUUUAGCCUCCAUUAGCCUGGACGAUUGCAAUUCCCCUGAUCUGUGCGGGGUGGCCCUAGAGAGCCUGGAGAGGUACCAGGUGCAGCACGCCGAGAUCGAUGAGAAAGUGUUUGUGGAAAUGAGAGAACUGGCAUGCGAACUGAACAGUGAAAGUGGGGCAAAGCAGUGGAAGUUUGCCUGGUCAAAGUGCCAGGAGGCCAGACAUGUGUUUGAAAAGAAAAUGGAGGCUGCACUUAGGACGAAAAAGUUGGCAGCAGCAGAGCAACAUUGUUCUGGCUCCAUGUGUCCUCGCAGGCUCUCAGAGAGCAUGGGUGAAAAGAUGCAUUCCAACACAGAUAGCAAUCUGUCCCAUUUCCAAAACCAACCACUAGCUUCCCCGCUCGGCCCUAGGGAGAGGAGGCUUGGGAGAGUACUUGGUAACCGACCAGAGUUUGGGAACAUUACAGAGCAGGCUCCCUAUAAAAGCAGCCCCCUGUCAGGUGUCAGUUCAUUGGUGUCCUCCGCAUUCAGGACACGUAAAAUGUCCCUACAAAGCAUCCCUGGAGACGAACUUCGCCUUGACUUCCAGCACCAAGAUUCAUCGAUCUCCUCCAUUGCAGCCGCCACUUCUCGUCCUCUUACCAGACGGUUACUGAGAAAGGCUCAGAGCUUUGACCUUCCAGGAAGCGAAGGUGGCUCCCACGGGUGCCAGCGAAGGCUGAGUGAGCCCGGCCGGCGUGGUAACACAGGAGUGUUCAUCAAAGGACUGGAAGUGAGCAGUACAGAACUUGCAGAGCGUGCAUGCAGUCCCCGCCAACCGCCCCCAUUGGAUUGGUCAGCAGAUCGGAUGGUCAGCGAACGGCGGAGCAGCAUCUCUUCACCAGACGGGAGAAGCCGCAGCAGUAAACUGCGGCAUAUCAUUGAUGAGAUGGUGACCACUGAGAGGGAGUAUGUCCGUUCGCUGUGGUAUAUAAGUGAAAAUUACUUUCCUGAAAUGGAGCGACUUGACCUCCCUCAGGACCUCCGCGGGAAGCGGGGGAUUAUUUUCGGUAACCUGGAGAAGCUGCGGGAUUUCCACAGUCAGUACUUCCUGAAGGAACUUGAGAGCUGCUGUAAUCACCCACUGCGAGUCAGUCACUGCUUCCUCCGACAUAAAGAUCAGUUUGGGAUGUAUGCUUUAUACAGCAAGAAUAAACCUCGGUCUGACCAGUUACUUGCCAGCCAUGGGAACAUAUUUUUUAAGAAUAAACAGCGACAACUGGGUGAUAAGAUGGACCUUGCGUCAUACUUGCUGAAGCCUAUUCAAAGAAUGAGCAAGUACGCUCUGCUCCUAAAGGACCUGAUUAAAGAGUGCGGGGAGGCGCAGGAGCAAGAGCUGGCUUAUCUGCGAGCAGCCGAGGAGAUGGUGAAGUUUCAGCUGCGUCACGGAAAUGACUUGCUGGCUAUGGAUGCGAUCAGAGACUGUGAUGUGAAUUUGAAGGAACAAGGCCAGUUGGUCAGACAGGAUGAAUUCACAGUGUGGCUGGGUCGCAAGAAAUGCCAGAGACACGUCUUCCUUUUUGAGGAUCUCAUCUUAUUCAGCAAGCCCAAGAGAAUUGAGGGGGGACUGGAUGUCUACAUUUACAAGCGCUCUUUUAAAACAGCAGACAUUGGGUUGACGGAAAAUUCAGGUGACAGCGGUUUGCGCUUUGAAAUCUGGUUCCGGAGACGCAAAUCUAAUGAUACGCACGUCCUACAGGCAAGCAGCCCUGAGACCAAGCAUGCCUGGACCUGCAAUAUUGCCAAAAUCCUGUGGCAGCAAGCUAACAGGAACAAAGAGAUCCGCAUGCAGGAAAUGGUAUCGAUGGGAGUUGGUAACAAGCCGUUCCUGGAUAUAACUCCAAGUGAUGCGGCAAUUAAUAAUCGUGCCAUUGAUUACAUCAUGAAGGGCAGAGGAGCUCGAACCAGGGCAUCUAUUGCGGUUUCUUUAUUUGACCACUCAGACCCUUACAAAAGAACCCAAGCACCCAUCACAUGCACCUCUGCGCCCUCUGCCUGCGGGCCUUCGUCUGCUUCAUUAUUGGGGCCCCUCAAUCUGCACAUGUACGUCAAUCAGACUCUCUUGCCAGGAGUUUUGUCCCCAAAUAGAGCGUUUGAGACCAGUAGCUGCCUGGAAGAGGAUGAAUUAGAGAAUGAGACCAGCUGCAGCCAGCCUUCCAUGACUACAGAGAGCUCAGGGUCUUCCCAGUGCAUGUCCGCUGCUGGAUCCAGUGGCUCUGAUAGUGGCUGUGUAUCUGGGAUUCCACAGGAUAACCUGUCUGAAGAUGCUACAUCUCCAUGUGAUGCGUCCGCACCGUACUCUCUUCAUGGAGCCAGACACCAUUCCAGCCUAUUGUCCCCAGCCAUGCAGAAAGCGAAGUUCAGAAACCAGCAAUACAUAUCUGCGAACGCCAGCCACCUACCCCUAAGCCCUUCCACCAUAGUGUGACAUACCUGUAACCCGUUUGACCGGAUGGCGUCAUUGUUGGAUUACGGCAUCCACCAUUUUCAGAAGGACCAGCUGCUUCCAGAGCAAUAUUUUGUUUUAGAGUAAAAGUGCUAAGGAGACUAGUUGAUUUUUAACCCAUGUAAUAUUGCGAAUACUGUACAUAGUUUGAUAAACACUGUUUGUUAUACUUUGUUAUAAUCAGAGUGCGUCAAGAUUCCAGGAAUCCUCUGAGACUGAUAGAAAUUAGUUUUUAAGCUUAACAGUUUGUAAAAAAACAAAACAAAAAAAAACGACAUUUGUAAAAUAUAUAUUUAAAGAGCCAGAAAAACAAAGAAAAUGCUUUUCUAUUCACUUUCCAUGUUACAUUGAUUAGUGUCGC
This is a messenger RNA of Pelobates fuscus (common spadefoot toad), 7136 nucleotides long. RefSeq lists its product as uncharacterized. Gene Ontology annotation, molecular function: guanyl-nucleotide exchange factor activity. NCBI's taxonomy places the organism in Eukaryota, Metazoa, Chordata, Amphibia, Anura, Pelobatidae. The record is from RefSeq and is a predicted model, not a curated record. The coding region runs from base 413 to 6757 and encodes 2114 amino acids. The transcript has 24 exons.